AUGGCUCCAUUUACACAUCCUGCCACGACCCCUGCGAUCCGGCUUCUUAGGUCCACGUCCACUGGCCACACCCCGAAUUGCGUCAAUAUCCGACUGUUCAGCUGCAAUGGCAGGACCAACGCGCUGCGCCGGUUACACAAUCUGCCUGGAACGAGCAAUUGCUCGCGAUUCUCUGCGGCAUAUUCGACGUGGGCGACUUCAUCCGAGGGAUCAGGACAUCUCCGGUCUAAGCGCCCGAAACUACACCCAGGCCGAAUAUCCCCGUCGUUCGCCGAGAUAGAAUCGCGACGAGAAUUCCACACAUACUUCGUAACACAUCUCCCUUCCUCGUCGGUUCAUCCCGACUCUCGCAUCCGAGGGCCUGGUCACAAGCUGCCUCGCGAUGCCUCGACCCCUCACACUCCGAGCCCCGGGUCGGCCCCCGCCGUCUCCCCGCCCUAUAUCCCGUCAACCCGAGACUUGACUGUGGUGCGCAUUCCAAUGCGCCGAGCGAAACAUCACUUGGGAGUUGCGACGGCUCGGGGAAGUCGUCCAUAUAAUGAGGAUAGAGACCAGGCUGGCACCAUCAGCCUUCCAGCCUUUGCCAAGAGGGCGCCUAGGAGCGUCCAGCAGAAGCCCGGAGAAGCAACAGCAGCCGACAGCGCUUGGGGAGACCCUCAGAUCUUCUACUUUGGUGUAUUUGACGGUCAUGGGGGAGUUCAAUGCGCUGAUUUUGUCCGCGACGAACUGCCCGGCUAUAUCGAGAGGGCAUCGGAGGAAUUCGGCUUGCAGAGCAGUUUGCGCAAGAAGAAGCCAGGUCGGGAGAACACCAUUCACAACCACCACCAUGACCAUAAGCAUAAGGCGCGAUUAUCAAAACCACCAGCAACCAAGAAGGAGGCUCUUGAUGCGGUUCACAUGAAAGGACCCGAGGAAGUCAAAAAAGAUGUCAAGAGGACCGAUCCCCAGUAUGAUAGUCUCUCUGACAAGCCCAUACACGGAGAACCAAUGCACAGCGCAACUUCGCCGCCUGCUGAGGUCUCGGAUCUUUCAAAAGCCAUCCGAAUGGAAAAGAAUCUGGUCAAGGAGUACAGGGAUACCAUCGGCGGCUACUUUAGGCGUUUUCACCCGGAGCACUUUGUGCUAUCAAGGGAAAACCCGGGGGAAGGGCACAAGAUCACGAUAGAGUCGGUUCUCACAUAUGCCUUCUUGCGAGCCGAUCUCGACUUUGUGUCAGCUCAGGCGCAAAAGGCAGACCCCGACGAUUCGAGGGUGGGAGACACACCUCUGAACAAUGACGAGGUCUUUGGUAGCCCUGCGAUACCGACUGGACACGACAUUGGGGGCCCUACACGCUUCAAGGGGGGUUCUACAGCCUCGAUCGCUCUCAUCUCUACACCUACUCCUGCUCCUUUCUGGCAUCCUGCUGCGCAGUCUACACUGCUCUGUGCCCACGUCGGCGACAGCCGUAUCUUGCUCUGCGAUACUGCUACCGGCCUCGCUCAGCCCCUGACGUCGGAUCAUCACCCUAGCAGCCCAACAGAAAGUCGUCGGUUGCGACGUUACGCGCCGGCCGGGUCGAUGGUCUCGGGCGAUAGCUUCGGCGAGGAGCGCAUCGCCGGCCUGGCCAACAGCCGCGCCUUCGGUGACAUGAAGAGCAAGCGGAUCGGUGUUUCGGCUGAGCCCGAGCUCACGCGCGUCGAGAUGGGACCGGCUCAGUACUCGUUCCUCGUUCUCAUGACGGACGGUAUCUCGGGCACACUCAGCGACCAGGAGAUCGUCGACGUGGUCAAGGAGGCUCGCACGCCCGAGGAGGGCGCUCGAAACAUUGUUGCGUACGCCACUGAGGUUUCCUCUGAUGGCGACAACGCUACCUGCCAGGUUGUCCGCCUCGGCGGCUGGGAGCGUCGAUCCGAAGGCGGUCUCGGUAGUCUGGGCACCAAGGAGAUUCGCGAUGCGCGCAUUGCAGAGGCUCAAGAUCCACGGAGAGUCAGGAAGUAA
Fusarium keratoplasticum is the source of this 1980-nucleotide messenger RNA. RefSeq lists its product as uncharacterized. Gene Ontology annotation, biological process: protein dephosphorylation. The transcript has a single exon. Lineage: Eukaryota; Fungi; Ascomycota; Sordariomycetes; Hypocreales; Nectriaceae. Gene Ontology annotation, molecular function: cation binding; protein serine/threonine phosphatase activity. The coding region runs from base 1 to 1980 and encodes 659 amino acids. The record is from RefSeq and is a predicted model, not a curated record.